Bufo gargarizans (Asiatic toad) is the source of this 663-nucleotide messenger RNA. RefSeq names its product octapeptide-repeat protein T2-like. Lineage: Eukaryota; Metazoa; Chordata; Amphibia; Anura; Bufonidae. The record is from RefSeq and is a predicted model, not a curated record. The transcript has a single exon. Bases 1 to 663 code for a protein of 220 amino acids.
AUGUGCAAAAAUAACUCUAGGAAAGCAGAGCGGCAAUCGGGAAAGCAGAGAGACAAUCGGGAAAGGACAGAGACAAUCGGGAAAGCAGAGAGACAAUCGGUAAAGCAGAGCGACAAUCGGGAAAGCAGAGCGACAAUCGGGAAAGCAGAGCGACAAUCGGGAAAGCAGAGAGACAAUCGGGAAAGCAGAGAGACAAUCGGGAAAGCAGAGAGACAAUCGGGAAAGGACAGAGACAAUCGGGAAAGCAGAGCGACAAUCGGGAAAGCAGAGCGACAAUCGGGAAAGCAGAGCGACAAUCAGGAAAGCAGAGAGACAAUCGGGAAAGGACAGAGACAAUCGGGAAAGCAGAGAGACAAUCGGGAAAGCAGAGCGACAAUCGGGAAAGCAGAGAGACAAUCGGGAAAGCAGAGAGACAAUCGGGAAAGGACAGAGACAAUCAGGAAAGCAGAGAGACAAUCGGGAAAGCAGAGCGACAAUCGGGAAAGCAGAGCGACAAUCGGGAAAGCAGAGAGACAAUCGGGAAAGCAGAGCGACAAUCGGGAAAGCAGAGAGAUAAUCGGGAAAGCAGAGAGACAAUCGGGAAAGCAGAGAGACAAUCGGGAAAGCAGAGCGACAAUCGUGAAAGCAGAGCGACAAUCGGGAAAGCAGAGCGACAAUUGGUAA